CAGGCGCAUCUGACACCAUGCCCUCCCUGGGGACCAUGUGCAGCCUGCUGCUCUUCAGUGUGCUCUGGGUGGACCUGGCCAUGGCGGGCUCCAGCUUCCUAAGUCCCGAACACCAGAAACUACAGCAGAGAAAGGAGUCCAAGAAGCCGCCGGCCAAACUGCAGCCCCGAGCCCUAGAAGGCUCCCUUGGCCCAGAAGACACAAGUCAAGUGGAAGAGGCAGAGGAUGAGCUGGAAAUCCGGUUCAAUGCCCCCUUUGAUGUUGGAAUCAAGCUGUCAGGGCCUCAGUACCACCAGCAUGGCCAGGCACUCGGGAAGUUUCUUCAAGAGGUUCUUUGGGAAGACACCAACGAGGCCCUGGCAGACGAGUGAUCAUCCACAAGAUGGGCCUGCCUGUUCUCCCCCCACCCUAGAAGCACUCACCUGACUUUUACACUGUUUCUGCAGCUACUCCCAGUUCUGAGUGGUACUAGUUGAAGAGGUGAAUAAACAUUCAAACCA
This is a messenger RNA of Canis lupus familiaris (dog), 500 nucleotides long. It is a transcript of the gene GHRL, whose product is annotated as ghrelin and obestatin prepropeptide. The coding region runs from base 18 to 371 and encodes 117 amino acids. Gene Ontology annotation, biological process: gastric acid secretion; negative regulation of inflammatory response; positive regulation of growth hormone secretion. The record is from RefSeq and is marked validated. Gene Ontology annotation, cellular component: extracellular region. The transcript is spliced from 4 exons. NCBI's taxonomy places the organism in Eukaryota, Metazoa, Chordata, Mammalia, Carnivora, Canidae. Gene Ontology annotation, molecular function: growth hormone-releasing hormone activity; ghrelin receptor binding.